AUGGCGGACACUCCCCUGACCGCAAAGAAAUAUGUCGACGGCAUCUAUAUCCCCGCCGGUCUUCUAGUCUUCGGCACAUUUAUCGUCAAGAAAGAAUGGACACCUUUUGCUGCCAUACUCGCCAUCCUAUUGGGUGUCUGGAAGUUCUCUAGCUCACAACCCAAGAAGGUCUUGAAACCCGAUGCCUUCCAGGAUUUCGAACUCACCGAAAAGACUAUCAUUUCUCACAAUGUUGCCAUCUACCGAUUCAAGCUUCCAAACAAGAGCGACAUCCUUGGUCUUCCAAUUGGCCAGCAUAUCUCCAUUGGUGCGAAUCUCAAGCAACCUGAUGGCACCACCAAGGAAAUAGUCCGCUCGUACACCCCAAUCUCUGGCGACCACCAGCCUGGUUAUUUCGACCUCCUAAUUAAAUCCUACCCUACUGGUAACAUUUCUAAGCACCUGGCUUCUCUAGGAGUUGGACAAACCAUCAAGGUGCGCGGUCCCAAGGGCGCUUUUGUCUAUACUCCCAAUAUGGUCCGCCACUUCGGAAUGGUUGCUGGUGGUACCGGCAUCACCCCCAUGUUACAGGUUGUACGGGCCAUUAUUCGUGGUCGUCCUACCGGCGAUAAGACCCAGGUAGACCUCAUCUUUGCAAACGUCUCGACUCAGGACAUUCUUCUUAAGGAGGAUCUCGACCAAUUGGCCAAGGAAGACUCUGGAUUCCGAGUUCACUAUGUUCUUGACAAGCCUCCUGAGGGAUGGACUGGUGGUGUUGGAUAUGUUACUGCUGACAUGGUUACUAAAUGGUUACCAAAGGCUGCCCCAGAUGUCAAGAUCUUACUUUGUGGCCCACCUCCAAUGAUUAGCGGGCUCAAGAAGGCCACCGAAAGCCUCGGCUUCCAGAAGGCCCGGCCGGUGAGCAAGUUGGAGGAUCAAGUUUUUGCGUUCUAA
This is a messenger RNA of Xylaria bambusicola, 933 nucleotides long. RefSeq lists its product as uncharacterized. The transcript is spliced from 4 exons. The coding region runs from base 1 to 933 and encodes 310 amino acids. The record is from RefSeq and is a predicted model, not a curated record. NCBI's taxonomy places the organism in Eukaryota, Fungi, Ascomycota, Sordariomycetes, Xylariales, Xylariaceae. Gene Ontology annotation, cellular component: endoplasmic reticulum. Gene Ontology annotation, molecular function: oxidoreductase activity.